UUAGUUUCCUCUUCCACAUUUCAAAUCUCUCCCUCUCUCUCUCUGAAUUUGAAGUGUCGAUGGAUUGAAACGAUAAAGGAGAUUACCGUCAAAGACGAUUGAAUCAGUUGAGAAAUCGAUAAAUGCAAUUACAAUGACAUCAUUUUUCCCGCCAGAAACGGUUGAAUCAGUUAAACGAGAACUAGGCAAAUCGGAUUUCACGCCGAGAAAACUGGUUUUCACGGAGUUCGGCUUGUCUCCGGUCGUCAGUGCCUCUCCGCUGCAUAAGUCGCCUCACGAGAGGCUCCUCUUGCAAACCAAGCUACAUGUGCUUCCGCGUUCUCCAUUAUCCUUUAAGAAGUCAGAGUCUCCUAGAAUAUCUCUGCCACAGGCUAGAACCAAAAUAAUUAAUGGCACUCCAAAGAGUCAUAGGCAGUGUCAUUGCAAGCAAUCAAAAUGCUUAAAGUUGUACUGCGAGUGCUUUGCUUCUGGAUCAUAUUGUGAUGAAUGCAGUUGUGCUAAUUGUCAUAAUAAUGUGGAGAAUGAGGAUGUGAGGAGAGAAGCUGCUGAAUGCAUCCUAGAACGUAAUCCAAAUGCUUUCAAACCAAAAAUAACUGGCAGUCCGUGUACUCCUCCAGACGAUGGGGAUGCGGCAAAAGAUGUUUUGGUAAUGGCUAAACACAUCAAGGGAUGCCACUGUAAAAGAACUGGUUGCCUCAAAAAGUAUUGUGAGUGCUUUCAAGCAAACAUUCUCUGCUCUGAAAAUUGCAAAUGUGUCAGCUGCAAAAAUUUGGAAGGACGUGAGCUAGGAAUGGUUGUUACCUCGGAAAAUCAUUGUAAGACCAAAGCCUACAUUCAGCAGGAAAAUGCUAAUUCAUCUAGUGCUGUUGUAUCCUCAAGCCAUAUCUUCUCUCAAGAAUCCAGGAAAAGAACAUUUCGAGAACUAUUUGAUUCAAACAUGAGAGAUACAGAAAUUCAUGAGUUUACAAAACAUUAUGCGGUUAAUCCAGUUGGAGUUCAUGUUUCAAUCCCAACCUUACGUGCUGAUUGUGUUUGUCAAAUUGCUAGUUCUGCAGCAUUGGGCUCUUCAAAGCUUACAUACAGAUCUCUCUUAGCAGAUGCUAUUCAUCCAUUGGACACUAGAGAGCUCUGCUCACUUUUGGUGGUUGUAUCAGAAGCUGCAAAGUUUCUUGCUGACGAACAUUGCAAGGCACAGAUAAAAGAAGUAAAAGAAUACCAGAUGGCCUGUGAUCUUGAGAAAGAUUGCAAGAAAGAACCUGAUGUUCAUCAAGUUGUGCCUCAUAACCAAUUUCCUGGGAGCCGAACUGAUAUAACAGUCAUGGAUAAUUCCAGAUCUUGUGACAUUGACAUGCAGGAUGGAGGGCCGUUUUCAUCUGAAGAAGAUUACUUGAUGUGCGACAAGAAAGACAAAUUGUUCACAAGAUCUGCUUCCCUAGACCAAAAUCUGAAUCAUGGAUGCAAUGAAAAUUUCACGAAGGAGCAUGAAAGACUUGUUUUGACAUGUUUACGGGAUUGUCUUGGAAAGCUCAUCGCUUUUGGAACAAUGAAAGGGAGUCGGUUCGAACAUCUUAGCACUUGCAACAUCAAAGCAAGACCUGAAACCUGAUUGAGAAAGCUACUGCAAUGACAUGGUAGAAUCUCAUGGCGGAGAUGACCCUGAAGCAUUUCGUCCUGAAGCAAUGUUAUCGCCACCUAGUGGUCACAGUCGACCAUAGAAAGCUGUGUUUUUCCAUCAUCUCAUGCACGUCACAUACAAUCAAAAUUGGACAAAAUAUCCAUGAACUUCAGUUGGGAUAAAAGGUACUGUAGAUGGUUGCAUCGACUGAAAAAGGUGAUAUACGUCAACAUCUUUUCAACACUGGUUCAAUUCAAUAGCCUUCUGAUGUAAUAAAAGUAGGGAAUAGUCAAUCUCAUUGCAAGAGUCGUUUUUGUCAGGAGUAAAUCACAUUACAAUCCAUCUAUUUUCCAUGCCCUUUUUGUAGAAAAACUUUGAUUCGUUUUAAUCAAUCCUUCUAUUCUUGUGUGAA
Messenger RNA from Populus trichocarpa (black cottonwood), 2027 nucleotides. Its product is annotated as protein tesmin/TSO1-like CXC 6. The transcript has 8 exons. Bases 134 to 1606 code for a protein of 490 amino acids. Gene Ontology annotation, biological process: regulation of DNA-templated transcription. Gene Ontology annotation, cellular component: nucleus. Lineage: Eukaryota; Viridiplantae; Streptophyta; Magnoliopsida; Malpighiales; Salicaceae. The record is from RefSeq and is a predicted model, not a curated record.